Messenger RNA from Oreochromis niloticus (Nile tilapia), 4296 nucleotides. It is a transcript of the gene tril, whose product is annotated as TLR4 interactor with leucine-rich repeats. The record is from RefSeq and is a predicted model, not a curated record. Gene Ontology annotation, molecular function: protein binding. The coding region runs from base 1365 to 3842 and encodes 825 amino acids. Gene Ontology annotation, cellular component: extracellular matrix. The transcript has a single exon. Lineage: Eukaryota; Metazoa; Chordata; Actinopteri; Cichliformes; Cichlidae.
AAAGCAUUUUAAUUGGGACUGCCAUGUUCAAUUGACUUGAUUUGUCACAAAUAUCUGUAUCAUAGCUACAAACAUGCAACUCUGACACACAUUUUGAUGCCAAAAAUACUUAAUUUUUAGAUAGUAACAGUAACGUUAAUGACACACUUUAUUUACCACUGAUAAUUUUGUUCUAUUCAUGUAAAACAGCUGCCAUGGUGUAAUUUUGUUUUUAAUUUUGAAUAAAUGAAAGCUUUAUUAGGAAAAAGAAACAUAAUCACAACAAACCAUGUGAUUAAAUGUUCAAUAAGUUUCUGAGCUUCUACACCAACCCCCACAUGGUUUCCCUUGUGCCACCCCACUGAAAAAUCCUAGAAUCGCCCCUGGAUUUAAGCUCUCUGCCUUGUGUUCGCAGAUGUCUUGGCAGCAACAUUUCAGAGCGGCCCUGAACACGAACCUCCGCGCACACUGCAGCUAAUGGUUCCUCCGUCUGCAAAACCGUGCGCUAAAUAUCCGCACGCUUCACUCACUCUCUGUGAGACGAUCUCUAAUCUGGCACCUCUCUUCGCCUGUAUUAACACACGCUUUAGAAUUCCUGCCCUGCAAAUGCGAACCAUCUGUGCCCCCACGAAGCAACAAAAGGCGCGUUAAUGAGAAAAUGGUAAAUCGGCUGAGCUGCAUGUUGGUGGUAUUCCUACUGUAGCAAAGAGAGAGAAAGAGGGAGCAUGCAGAUGUGUUUAUUAAACUUUUUUUUUACUAAGCUUGUUUAAUGAGUGACUGCUCUGCUCUGCCUGAACCGUUCUGCAAGAGAGAGAGCUGAAAUUUUCGGGGUUCCCUGGGGAUUCCGUGGGAAGGAAAUCUUGCUGUCUGCUUUGUCCAUAUACCAGAUCUCAGACCCCCGGUGAAUGAGGGGGCGCGCAAAAACUCGGUCAAAGGGUUUCUCAAUCUCCGUUACUGCACGCCGUGUGUGUCUCAUUACCUGCGUGCACGCGCAGAUCUCUUCUGGAUCUCUGUGCACAUCUGGUUUUGGCGGGGUCGCAGAGUUGCGGGGGAGGGACUUUCAGUGUGUUUGAGGGUGUGAGUGUGCGAUCAUGCUCAGCGUCUGAACUCUGUAAUUCGCAGCAGAUGACCACUUGGGGGGAUGUAGGCUUUACUUGGGGAGGUGGCUGUUCCCUCGGACAGCAUCAGAGCGCAUUGGGCAAAUUCACCGCGCUCCAUAGAUGAUGCUGCUCAGCGAUGGCGCUGCGCGCUUGAAAUGUACACUUUACAGAGCGACACGUGAAAUAUGGAAGAGUCCAGCGUGACAGAGGAGAGGGGCGACUGCACCUGAAACACACAAAGCGAAUGCCGCUUCAGAUCCGGGCUGUGCCGGCCGCGCUGUGGGAAUGGAUACCAGCAGUUUCCUGGCGGGGAUGUGCUUUUUCCUGCUGUCGCUUAAUGGGUUUCUGUCCUCCUCGUUGGCGACGGGCUUUUGCCCAAACCGCUGCGACUGUCAGCAUUCACAGCAUCUCAUGUGCACCAAUCGCGGAUUGCGCACUGUGCCCAAACCCGCUGCGCAGAUGCCCGAGGAAGUGCAGAUUUUCAGCCUUGGGGGCAACUUCAUCUCUAACAUCUCCGCCUUUGACUUCACACGGUACAGUAACCUCGAACGGUUAAAUCUGCAGUACAAUCAAAUAAGAGUUAUUCACCCAAAAGCAUUUGAGAAACUUCCCAAGUUGGAAGAGCUGUACUUGGGACAUAAUCUUUUAACAGCUAUACCCGCGGGAAGUUUGCAGCCCCUAAAGAAAUUGACUAUUCUCUAUGGAAACAACAAUGCAAUUAAGAAAAUCACACCGGCGCUGUUUUCCAACCUGGAUAAUCUUAUUAAAUUGCGCCUGGAUGGCAACUCUCUAGAAGUUCUGCAGGACUCUGUUUUUAAGAGUUUGAUCAAUCUACAUUAUCUUCAUCUGGAAUCCAACAAACUGCAGCACAUUCACAGAAACGCUUUCUCUAAACUGACCAGCCUCCGCUUUUUAAACCUGGCCCACAACAAGCAAUCAGCCGUGCGCAAUGUCCUCACUUUCUCUCAACUCAAAGCUUUGACGACGUUGCUGCUGUCUGAGAAUGAAAUUCGUCAUAUUGGCAAUCAUGUCUUCCAAAACCUGAAAAAACUGUCCAAGCUUUCCCUCAGCAACAACAAAAUCUCCCAAAUGGACAGUGGUGCUUUGAGGGGCCUGUCGAGCCUCACGGAGCUUCUGAUUGACGGCAACGAGCUGGUGGAAAUUCCUGCCGUCCUCCUCGACCCCCUGGAGCGUGUCGAGGAGCUGGACUUCAGCCGCAACCGGAUAUCCAGCGUGGACUCUCUGGCUUUUUCGAGACUUAAACACCUAAGAGUAUUGAAGCUGAAGGACAACUUUCUCACCAGUCUGUCUGGGGACAUGUUUACCCUCAACAGCGCACUUUACGACUUGGAUCUCCAAGGCAACAACUGGACAUGUGACUGUCGCCUGGAGCAACUGAGAAAUUGGAUUGCUGCUGCACACUCUCAGGGCAAACUGCUGACUGUGUUUGUGCAGUGUCAUUACCCAGCAACUCUGAGGGGGAAAUAUCUGGACUAUGUGAACAGCUCCCAGCUGCAGCCCCUUGGGAACUGGACUCACUUAUGUACGAGUCAAGCUAGGCCUGAGGAGAGCAGGGCAGGGGCAGUACUAGUGAAGCUGGGUGGCACUGAGAGAGGAGAGGGAGAUUCACGGUUGCAAGAGGGUGGAGAAAGGACAGGUGAAGAUGAUCAGAAAGGUGUGAGAAAGAGAGGGGAAGUGGAAGAAACAGGACGUUUAAGACCAGGGAACAGGGGUAGAGUCAUGGUAUGGAAAAAUGGAGAGAAGAGGAAAAAGGAGGGACAGGAAGAGGUGGGGAUCCAAGGAGACCAAGGAGGUCCAGAGGUGGCAGAACCUUCUUCUUUCCUGGACAUAAGGAAACCAAAGAAGAAGCCACGGCCUGCUGCAGAGGCAGCUGAGAAACGUGUUAAGGGGAGACCGAGGUCAAAAGUUAUUUUCAAACCCAGUCCAUCAGCCACAAUGAGCCAAGCAAGCAUCGGGCUAACCACCACUGUUUCUGCUCACUCAGGAGAGCAGUUAGAUCUCCUUAGGUCAGAUCAGGAUGACGCCCUACCUGUUAUCACAGACCCUUGUGUUUUCAACCGCCAUUUCAUCACUAAUGUGUCUGUGGAUCACGUCACAUCUAGUACCGUCACUGUGUACUGGACCACCAGGGAUCAUCAGCGCUACACACCAGGGCUCAGGCCAGGCCUUGAUGAAGUCCACUACCGGGUUCUGUUUGACAGGUUUGGCAUCCAGGAUCGUUUCCCCCGCUAUGUUUACGCCCACGGCACGGCUCGCUCCGUGACCCUCCGAGAGCUCAGCUCAGAUGUGACCUACAUGGUCUGCGUGGAGGGAGUGGUCGGAGGCUCCGUGUGUCAAGUUGCACCACGUGACCACUGCGCGGGGCUAGUCACCCUAUCUGAGGGAAAUGGCCGUGGAGCUACGCUGACCUCUGACCUCCAACUGGUGACGGUGGCGAUGCUCGCUGGGAAUGCCGUGCUGCUGCUGGUCAUCGGCGGGGUGUGGCUGGGGAGAAGUCUGAGGAGAAAGUUGCAGAGGAGGAAGUCAGCCGUGCACGUGCGCCACAUGUACUCAACCAGGCGACCGUUUCGCACCGCAAUGGCCACGGCGUCUGUCUCCACCGACUUCACCAGCUAUCAAAGCAGCCGGCCAGCACGGCUCGCACCGCUAGAGGAGGGGGAUCUCAUCGAGUUCCCUGGCGACCGCUUUCUGGACAGCAGCAGUGUUCGCAGAGACAGCGAAAUGCAGAGAUUCUCUGACUAGAACCAUUAAAACGCCAAAUUAGCCUUAAAAGAAUCUUGACACUGAAAAAAAUGGGAAUUGCUUCAUGUUUCCAUCUGUGAUGUAGCCUUUUUAACAUAAACUCCUCUCAGCUGAGCUCAUGAGACACCAGAGGAAGUCCAUUCACUCUGACUUCCCCUUUCCCAGUUUGGAGCCUUCCUCUUUAAUUUCCUUGCUUCUAUGAGUCUACAUGCGUUGUUUUUCUUUUUUGUUUUUUUGUGUGUGUACGUGAAUGAUGUACCACUGAUUUCAACUAUGGUGCUAAUAUUCAGUUUGCAGACAUCAUAUCGUCUCAUAUUUGUACAGUGUGUAACGAUGGCUGCUGGGUGGCAGAAAAAUCUCCUGUUUUUACCACAUCUACCGUGUUUUAUACUUUUAUAAGGAACUUUGUAUCAUUUUGCAUUACAUGACAAAGUAAAAAUCCCCAACAAUGUGA